Molecule: messenger RNA, 1277 nt
Organism: Sphaeroforma arctica JP610
Lineage: Eukaryota; Ichthyosporea; Ichthyophonida
Exons: 2
Coding region: 16-264 (82 amino acids)
Source: RefSeq, a predicted model, not a curated record
CAGGUCCCCCCUCUGAUGCCAGGGCAAGAAUGUGAUCUGGUGAUUCCACUCAUGUCGCCGUCUGAGCCUGGUUCGUUUGCCGCCGCCUAUCGUCUAUGUAGUAGAGAAGAUUUGGACAUCUUCUUCGGAGAACCAAUGUGGUGUGUGGUCAAUGUGCUGCAGGAGGGCGCCGUGGUGGACGAGGUGGAGCGCGUGCGACUGCAGCUGGAACAGCAACACCAAAUCGACACUCUCAUGCAAUCCUUCACGAACAUGACACAAUGAAUCGAUACAUUGGUCAUUGUACUGUAAGACGUACUCUGUGUAGGGUAGUAGAUGUGCGGGUGCGGCUGGAGUUCCGGCAAGGGUUUUUUUCCCGCCAGCUUAGUAUAGCCUACCAGGGUACGAGGUGAUGACGAGGCAAUGAGCGGACGUACCAUUAAUUGUAUAUAGUACACUCGAUCACCCACCCACACUCCGACACGCGCACCUCGUAUGCUACGUAUAUACCCUCUCUCCACAUGACACGCACGCGCACACACCUCGCGUGAUACACCCAAAUAUACACACAAACACAUGGCGCACAACUUCAAGUAAGGGCUGCAGAACGGAUAUGUGCUCGAUUUUUGUAUUGCAGUGUCCACGUACGGUCCAAAUAUUGGCUCGGCCGAGAAUGUACAGUUCACUCUAUAAGCUCACCUCCACGUGAAGGUGUCUAGUGAUGAUUGUCUGCCCUCCUCUGUACAGGCAUAUCGGCAGAUGUAAAAAGUUGAUGGUUUUGGGUAUUCACAGGCUAUAGUUAAAUAUUCUACCAGGUGUUGUCUGGAGCGCAUCAUCGGUGUCUACGUGUACAAACUGGCAACUGGCACUUCAAGCUAUGUUCAUGCAGAUACCUGCUUACCUAAAUUUCUUCGAAGGGUAUGGACAUGCCCCUCAUAUACAGUUAUAAGGUUAUUUAUUUUCAGGAAUGGCACCAGAUGGACGUCUUAUGUUCCCAUAUCUGGGGUACAUGGUCAGCGAAACGAGAGCAAUCCCAGCUACAGCAAUGCUAACGGUGUUUUGCGCGUAUUGCAUAUUUUGUAUCAAUCGCAAUGCUCAUGCGAGAGCAGCCACACGGAAGCCGCAUAGGCCUGGCGAGCCAAUGCACUACUAUCUAAUUCAGUAGGCAAAUGGCAACACCAGAGCAAUAGGCUGACAAGCAGCUGACUAUUUAAUAAAGGCACGCUCAGAUCGCCGACCCAAGCUGCAUUGUUGAUACUAGUGUUUAUAAUCGUCAAAUGGGCGGGCCCUUUUCUUAU